Messenger RNA from Scedosporium apiospermum, 1323 nucleotides. RefSeq lists its product as uncharacterized. Gene Ontology annotation, biological process: secondary metabolite biosynthetic process. The coding region runs from base 1 to 1323 and encodes 440 amino acids. The record is from RefSeq and is a predicted model, not a curated record. Lineage: Eukaryota; Fungi; Ascomycota; Sordariomycetes; Microascales; Microascaceae. The transcript has 7 exons. Gene Ontology annotation, molecular function: monooxygenase activity; FAD binding.
AUGCAUUUGAUGUCUUCUCAGAGCGCCAGCGGCCUCCAUGUGGUAAUCGUCGGUGCGGGUAUCGGUGGGCUGGCUUGUGCGAUCGCAUGCCGUCGAGCAAACCCGCCCCUCCAGGUUACCGUUCUCGAGCGGGCACCGGAAAUCCUGGCGCUUGGUGCAGGGAUCCAUAUCCCCCCAAACGCCUGCCGGGUGCUGACCCGUUUUGGGCUGCUCGAGAAGCUCAAAGAGGCUGGCGGGUACCAGGUGCAGGAUUUCACGCUGAGACGAUAUGAGAAUGGCCAUAUUCUUGCUGAAAAGCCCCUCAAGGAUAGAACAAAGGCGGAAUACGGGGCAGAAUGGAUAGGUGACUAUCAGAAAGUACUGCUUGACGAGGCUCUAGCUGCUGGAGCACAUGCGGUGACAAGUGCAGAGGUCACCGGCAUCUGUUCAGCAGCGGAUGGUCCCCAGACCGUGCUGUUGAAGGAUGGGAGACGCAUCAGCGCGGAUGUGGUGAUCGGCGCAGAUGGGCUCUGGUCUCUAAUCCGUGAAAUUGUAUUGGAAUGCCCCUUUCCACCUACCGAAACGGGUGAUUUGGCAUACCGCGGCACCUUCACUCGUGAUCAACUGAAAGGCCUCAAGAAUGAACGAAUGGACAAGCUGCUUGAGCAGUCAAACGUACAGGUAUGGUUAGGGCCGGGAAGACAUGCUGUCUUCUAUCCUCUGAGGAACCACACGGAGUACAAUCUCGUCUUGCUAGUCGCGGAUGACCUUCCCAACGGUUUACUCACAAUUCAAUCUAGUUUGAACGACAUCAUCUCGUGCCUGAAGACCGCCCUGAAAUGGAAACUCCUUCACUUUAAAGAGCUCAACCAGUGGACAAAGGGAGUGAUCGCCCUACUAGGAGACGCUUCACAUCCGACGCUGCCAUAUCAGGGACAAGGGGCUGCCAUGGCCGUCGAAGACGGUGCCAUCCUGGGCCUACUUCUGGAUAAGUUCCAAAGCACAGGGAUCCCCGCGAAUCAAAUCGAAAAGAACGAGCGGCUAGCAAGCCUAUUGCGUCUAUACGAAGACUUACGCAAGAAUCGGACGGAAGUGAACGUCGCUGGUGCUGUGCACACUCGGCAUUUCUACCACUUAGCCGAUGGCCCUCAGCAAGCGGAUCGUGACAGAGAGCUGGCCGGACUGGCUAGGGAGAAGUGGCAGGGAAGUUGCUCAUUCAACUGGGGCGAUGCACAGUAUCAGAGGAGCCUCCUAGGGUUUGAUGCUCUUGCUGACGCGGAAGAAAGGUUUGAUGAAUGGUCAGUGAGCCUUCAGAAGCCGAUCCAUAGCAAUGGCCAUUUGUAA